Molecule: messenger RNA, 1748 nt
Organism: Acyrthosiphon pisum (pea aphid)
Lineage: Eukaryota; Metazoa; Arthropoda; Insecta; Hemiptera; Aphididae
Product: putative vesicular glutamate transporter eat-4
Exons: 10
Coding region: 174-1613 (479 amino acids)
Source: RefSeq, a predicted model, not a curated record
UUUUAUACACUAUACGAUUACAGUAUAUCCAUUUUAUUCAUUGCUCACACUACACUCAUACAGUUAUACAGUAAGAUACACGAUCGGAUCAUCAUUUUUACAUAUUUGAAACGUUCGGGACACUAUAUCCAUUCGAACACGUCCGCCGACUGAUUCAUCGUUACAAGGGAAAGAUGAGUCUUGAAGAAAACGCGACCAAUAGACAUGGUUCUCCGGCUCACAUCCAAUUACCAGAACAACUAUCGUCCAAAUUCAUCGACAGGUUUAUCCGUUUGAAAACUACAUAUUGGAACAGAGAAUACGCAAUAGUUUUGCUUGCAAUUAUAGGUGUAUCUAUCACGUCACAGCAAUUCAAUACUUAUAUUAAAUAUAUUGAUUUUAUGAAUCAACCAAAUAAAACUGAAAAUUUCCAUCUUUAUGGCUGCUUAUCUUACAAUUUGUUUGGAUAUAUGAUCGGUUUGAUACCUGGUGGUGUUUUAGCCACUUUUUAUCCAGCUCACAAUAUUUUAGGGAUUUGCGUCGCCAUAUCGUCGAUUGGUCAUGUAAUUGUUAUCAUGAGUAUAAGUUACUUAAACAGUCUCACGCUUUGUAUCUUACAAAUGUGUAUUGGAACGACAAUGGCAGUGGGGGAUUUGUCAAUUGACAGGGUUUGGACGUAUUGGGUCCCACUGAAUAAACAGUCAAUACGCCACGUUCCAAUGGUAAUGUACUUGGUGAUAUUUGAAGAAGGAUAUCUCCGUGAUACUAUGGAUAAGCUCCACAAUGAACAUUCGUCUUAUAGUUUAACUCUAUUUAUUGGUGUGAUCGGAUUGGCCUGGUACGUUUUGUGGUUGUACGUGAUCAACGGAAAUUAUUCAUUUGGGAGCCUGAACCGUGAUUUUAUAUUGUUUGGGGGUUUAAACAACUCGCGAUAUUCUUUUGAGGCAUAUGGCAAUUCAUUAACCCGAUCAAUCGUAUCAGAUAUUCCGUGGAAAUCGAUUUGGACUUCUAAGCCGUUUCUUGCAAUAGUCGUAUUAUACGUGUGUGAUAGUCGACUUUACCAAUCAUAUUAUUAUAACACUGAUUUAUUCAGUAACGACGUUUUCGAAUGGACUAUGAGAGAUAACACUGUUGUCUUGUUGUUACUCGUCGUCGUGCUGGUCGAAUUAUUUCCAGAAAUUGCUUUACCCAUUUCCACCACCAACGUCAGAAAGAUUUGGAGUUGCUCAUAUUUCGGUUCAUUGGGCAUUAUUUUUUUUCUGGAGGUCAUUUUAGGGAAUACUAUAAAAAACAAUAAAAUGUGUCAAUAUUUGUUUAAAGAAAUGCGUCAUCUUUAUAAUUUUGGAUUCUACGUAAAUACUUUAGACAUCGCACCAAAAUAUGCUAGUUUAUUGUCUAGUUUCCUGAUGUGCAUACAUUAUUAUAUUUCUGACAUUUUAUGGGCCAGUGUCGUACGUCCAAUAUUGAGUUUUGCGAAACUUAACGAAGUUGAAAAUGCUAUCAUGAUGACGAUAAUAUGUUUUGCCGUGGCUGUGUUCUAUGGCAUUUUCGCUUCGGCGGAACUUCAACCAUGGGCAGAUGAACCUGUUGAAGAAAAUCAACAAAAUGUGGUUGAAAAUGGCAAUAAUUCAUGAUAAUUUACCAUGCACAAUAUAACAAUUAACAAUAUGAAUACUAUACAUUAUUAAAUACUACAUUUUGUAGUCGUGCGAAGACGCGAAUUAUGUUUGGUAUUUUUGAAAUAUACUAUAGCUAUGUGUUUUAACUUA